Messenger RNA from Linderina pennispora, 1090 nucleotides. RefSeq lists its product as uncharacterized. The record is from RefSeq and is a predicted model, not a curated record. Lineage: Eukaryota; Fungi; Kickxellomycota; Kickxellomycetes; Kickxellales; Kickxellaceae. Gene Ontology annotation, biological process: tRNA-type intron splice site recognition and cleavage. The coding region runs from base 36 to 923 and encodes 295 amino acids. The transcript is spliced from 2 exons. Gene Ontology annotation, cellular component: tRNA-intron endonuclease complex.
CCACUACCUAGGGUCUAGCAUAUAUGAUUUCUACGAUGAGCGCAGCAGUAGAUAUUGACGAUAUCGACGACACACAGAACUCGAUUCUGACGUUCAUUCAUGACUCCAAGAAGCAGCGUGAUAUUCCCCGUGAGCUCCCAUCAAAAGUCUCUUCGCCCUCGGCAACAGAUACCGAGCCUGAAUACAUCGAGAUCCUGCUCAGCGUAUAUGAACACCUGAUUAGCGCUGCCCACCACAGCCGGCGGGAGUCAGGCACUGGAGAGUGGAGCGCAGACAGUAGCGAGGUGGUAGUGACUAGGCCUGUCAAUGUGAUAACCAAAACAUUUGGACUGUCCAUGGGGGGCAAGAUGAGGCUGAAUGGUGAAGAGUUUGUGCAUUUGCACGAGCGUGGUGUCCUAACAGUCAGAGACAGCGGCCAGGCAUUGGAUACAGGCGCAGUUUGGCGGCUUGCGGUGGGAUCUGCACACCUGCUUGUCGGUGUAUACACUGCAUAUGCGUACUUGCGCCGCCUUGGAUUCACUGUUAUACGGCAUGUACACAUCAGCAGGGACAGGCAGCUGGUCAGAGACACACCGCAGCAGUCGGGCUCUGCGCCAAAGAAGGAAUUUGGUGAACUGAUCCGAAAGAUAAGGCAACGUGGACCCAGUCCCUGGGCCUGCAGGGUCGAUCCAUCGCCGACAUCAAGAACCCUUGCACUGUACGAUGUCUUCAAGCCCACCAACCAGUACAAGAGGACCGAGCACAAAGUGCCCAGCUAUGUAAUGGCGGUGUGUAGCGCUGACCAGCCUGCCCCAACCCCAGCAGAGCUGCGCAGGCUGACUGGGCUAGCGUAUGAGGAGGCAGCGCUCAUUGCGGUGACUGAGCCAGGGAGCACUGCCUUCUUGCGUGUUGAAACCGCUGAGACGCCAUCAGUCAACAUAUAACAUGGGCUAAUUCAAGAGACAACGCACAACACCACCCACUUAGGGCAUGCGGCGAAUCUACCCAGUCAAUCAUUCGGCAUACUGGUAAUGGUGGUGCUGCCCAGAGUAGAGGCCGUAAAGUAGUAUUACAUUUGAAGAGAACAUUAAGGUCUCGACCUAGAAACAGU